AUGCGGAGGACUGCAGAGCAGACCUCGGUUCCUGCCUGGGCUGCAUUGGCUUUUUCCUCAAGUCCUGGUGUCAGACGGGCAACGAUCGCCUCUGCCUUCGCACACUCCGCGGGCAUAGUCAUGCAGUGCUCUCGGCUGCCUAUGCUCCUGACGGUGAUGCCGUGCUAA
Symbiodinium sp. CCMP2456 is the source of this 168-nucleotide messenger RNA. NCBI's taxonomy places the organism in Eukaryota, Dinophyceae, Suessiales, Symbiodiniaceae. The record is from the annotation of a GenBank genome assembly.